CGAAACACAAUUGAUAAUAGAAUGUUGUCCGGAUUAUGUUAACCAGAAUGGAAAAUGUCAAGCAUGUCCAGCAGGAAAAUAUGGGCAAGAUUGUUCGCUGCCAUGUAUGAAUAAUUACCAUGGUGUUCAGUGCAAAAAGCUAUGUAACUGUGCAGAUUAUAAGAAGUGUGACCCAGUUCAUGGCUGCGUUUGCGAUACAGGGUAUACCGGUUCAGAAUGCUCAAAUGCGUGUCCAUCCGGAAGAUACGGUGUGAACUGCAGUGAGGAAUGUUUAUGUGCAAAUGAUGCUGAGUGUGAUACUGUAACUGGUGACUGUUUAUGUUCUGCGGGAUGGUUUGGAGAUCACUGCACAAGUACAUGUCCAGCUGGAACAUACGGUGUAAACUGCAAAGAGGAAUGUUUUUGUGGACAUGAUGCUAAGUGUGAUCCGGUAACUGGAGGUUGUUUAUGUACUGCUGGAUGGUAUGGGGAUUACUGUACAAAGGGAUGUCCAAUUGGAAAAUUUGGGAAGAAUUGUAGUGAGAUUUGUGCCUGUUCUGAUGUUGAUCAGUGUGAUGUACUAACAGGACAGUGCAUACAAUGCAACCCUGAAUCUGAUAAAGGGGAAUGCAAUUCCCAUAAAGCAUGUCCAGCUGGAACAUACGGUGUAAACUGCAAUGAGGAAUGUUUUUGUGCAAAUGAUGCUGAGUGUGAUCCUGUAUCUGGAGGUUGUUUAUGUACUGCUGGAUGGUAUGGGGAUCACUGCACAAAGGGAUGUCCAAUGGGAAAAUUUGGGAAGAAUUGUAGUGAGAUUUGUGCCUGUUCUGAUGUUGAUCAGUGUGAUGUUCUAACAGGACAGUGCAUACAGUACAACCCUGAAUCUGAUAAAGGGGAAUGCAAUUCCCAUAAAGAUGAUAAUAUAGUUAUAAGGCCUACAGAUAAAGGAUCAGGAAUAGUUGUUAUUGACAAAGAAGAAUAUUUUGAGAAACUAGAAGAGGAAAUAACAACCAAUGAUACUUAUUCUGAGACAGAAGGAACAAGACACAUGAAAUUACAAAAAAGGUAA
Molecule: messenger RNA, 1045 nt
Organism: Mytilus californianus (California mussel)
Lineage: Eukaryota; Metazoa; Mollusca; Bivalvia; Mytilida; Mytilidae
Product: multiple epidermal growth factor-like domains protein 11
Exons: 8
Coding region: 107-1045 (312 amino acids)
Molecular function (GO): scavenger receptor activity
Source: RefSeq, a predicted model, not a curated record